Molecule: messenger RNA, 1508 nt
Organism: Aspergillus sclerotioniger CBS 115572
Lineage: Eukaryota; Fungi; Ascomycota; Eurotiomycetes; Eurotiales; Aspergillaceae
Product: biotin synthase
Exons: 2
Coding region: 212-1396 (394 amino acids)
Biological process (GO): biotin biosynthetic process
Cellular component (GO): mitochondrion
Molecular function (GO): 2 iron, 2 sulfur cluster binding; biotin synthase activity
Source: RefSeq, a predicted model, not a curated record
CCCCCCCUUCUCUCUCUCUAUCUCCAGUCUCUAGUCUCUCCCUCUCACUCUCACCCGAGGUAGCCCUGGCUAGUCUGGAGCCAUUGCCUCCCCUCUUUCUUCCCCAGUUGACAUCCACUAUUUCACCCAUCAUCUGCUUCCCCUCCCACCUCUCCCUCUCACCUCCCAUCCACAUACCCAUACACAUACACCCUCACACCACACACACACCAUGUCGCUGCCUCUCCCCCGUACUCUCCCGGGGGCCCUCCUCCGCCGGUCCUAUGGCACCGUGCAAUCCACUCCCAGCGCUGGCGCCCUGGCCAGCCGGAUCCCAGCCGCUCUCCGCGAAGCCACUGCUGCCACGGCACCACGCACAAACUGGACUCGCGAAGAGGUGCAACAAAUCUACGAAACGCCUUUGAAUCACCUCACUUAUGCCGCGGCCGCCCUCCACCGCCGCUUCCACGACCCCUCCGCCAUCCAAAUGUGCACCCUCAUGAACAUCAAAACCGGCGGCUGUAGCGAAGACUGCAGCUACUGCGCCCAAUCCAGCCGGUAUGACACCGGCCUGAAAGCUACCAAAAUGUCCCCCGUCGACGAAGUGCUUUCCGCCGCCCGUACCGCCAAAGCCAACGGUAGCACCCGGUUCUGCAUGGGUGCCGCAUGGCGCGACAUGCGCGGGCGCAAAACCUCCCUCAAGAACGUCAAGUCCAUGGUCUCGGGGAUUCGCGGCAUGGGAAUGGAAGUCUGCGUUACUCUCGGCAUGAUUGAUGAGUCACAAGCCAAGGAGUUGAAGGAUGCGGGUCUUACGGCAUACAACCAUAACCUGGAUACGUCGAGGGAGUUUUAUCCCAGUAUUAUCACGACGAGAUCAUACGAUGAGAGAUUGAGGACGUUGCAGAAUGUCCGCGAUGCGGGGAUUAACGUCUGCUCUGGGGGUAUUCUGGGUCUUGGUGAGAAGGAUGAGGAUCGGGUAGGGUUGAUUCAUACGAUGGGAAGUUUGGAGAAGCAUCCUGAGAGUUUCCCGGUUAAUGCUCUUGUUCCUAUUCCUGGAACGCCAUUGGGUGAGAGGAAGAUGAUUUCGUUCGAUAAGAUUCUCAGAACGGUGGCUACGGCGAGAAUUGUUCUACCGGCUACGAUUGUGCGUCUGGCCGCGGGGAGAAUCUCGUUGAGCGAGGAGCAGCAGGUGCAGUGCUUUAUGGCUGGUGCUAAUGCGGUGUUCACGGGAGAGAAGAUGUUGACUACAGAUUGUAAUGGGUGGGAUGAGGACCGGGCCAUGUUCGACAAGUGGGGAUUCUACCCCAUGAAGAGCUUCGAGGCGGAGCAUUUGAUCGAGGAGGGCAAGGAGGUGCCGGGGAAGGUUGAGGAGGUGGUCGAGGAAAAGGGUGCUGCGCAGGACGCAGUUAGGGCAUAAACUUGUUUGAAGUUGUUCUGGUAUAUAAACAAUAUAUCCACUCAUCUGGUUGAUGUAGUCCAGGAGCUGUGAUUUUCUACUUUCCUUCCCAAAUUCUAUUCCCUACUAUUCC